Messenger RNA from Rhinocladiella mackenziei CBS 650.93, 2895 nucleotides. RefSeq lists its product as uncharacterized. The record is from RefSeq and is a predicted model, not a curated record. Bases 1 to 2895 code for a protein of 964 amino acids. Gene Ontology annotation, molecular function: calcium-activated cation channel activity. Lineage: Eukaryota; Fungi; Ascomycota; Eurotiomycetes; Chaetothyriales; Herpotrichiellaceae. The transcript is spliced from 2 exons. Gene Ontology annotation, cellular component: plasma membrane.
AUGUCUGGCAUUCAAGAAGUCUCCCCUCGACAAACCUCCGCUUCCGACCCGAGUCUCGACACUGGCGAGCAGGUUCUCCAGUUGAUCUCCAAUCCCUUUCAGGCUUCUUUGCAAACCAACGCUUUUUGGGCCUCCCUUGGGACUUCACUCGGAAUUACCGCUGGCCUCGCCCUCCUGUUCUGUUUAAUUCGUCCACGAAACACUCUCGUUUAUGCUCCCAGGCUCAAAAAUGCGGACAAAGAUCACGCUCCUCCGCCACUGGGCAAGGGGUUAUUCAGUUGGGUCAAACCGGUCAAUAAAGCAAGCGAAAGUUAUUUGAUGGAAAAGAUCGGCAUGGAUGCUGUGGUCUUUUUGAGAUUCACCCGAAUGCUCCGCAACAUUUUCCUGGUACUCGGCCUGAUCGGAAUUGCCAUUAUGAUACCUGUCAACGUGACCCAGGGCAAUAAGGAAAUCUCCAGUGACUCCUCCGCCUUCGCAAUUAUGACACCUUUGUUUAUUUUCGGUGGGGGACUAUGGGCUCAGGUGGUGGUCGCAUGGCUAAUCGAUUUGGUCGUCAUUUAUUUCCUCUGGCACAACUACCGGCGAGUUCAUCGGCUGCGACGUGCUUACUUUGAGAGCCCAGAAUAUCAAACAAGUCUCCACGCCCGGACAUUGUUGAUUCGAGACAUUCCGGCGGCCUCCCGAAGCAAUGAAGGUAUAGCCCAAAUUACCGACGAAGUCAAUCCCACUGGUGUGGUCCCCAAGACCACCAUUGGACGCAAUGUUAAGGUUUUGCCCGACUUGAUCAAAGAGCAUGAAGAAAACGUCCGGAAACUUGAGUCCAUCUUGGCCAAGUACAUGAAGAAUCCUGGCAAACUUCCCGCUCAUCGACCGAUGAUGAAGGCACCAAGCAAAUAUAAGGGUCAUAUCUCAAAUGGCAAGGUCGAUGCUAUUGACUAUCUGACCGACCGCAUUCGAGCAUUGGAAAUGGAAAUAUCUGAUGUACGAGACCGAGUGGACAAUCGAGAUCCCAUGCCGUACGGCUUCGCCAGUUGGGAUCAAAUAUCCCAGGCUCAUACCGUCGCAUUUUCUGCCCGCAGUAAGCGACCACAAGGGACCAAAAUUCAAUUGGCACCCAGACCAAACGAUCUCAUUUGGGACAAUUUGAAGCUCUCCCGAGCAACCCGAAAAACAAAACGCUACAUGAAUGCCGUAUGGAUCACGGUCUUGACCAUUCUUUGGACCCCGAUCAACGCCGGGAUUGCAGUUUUCUUGUCCAAUCUCUCGAACCUGGGUCUGGUUUGGCCAGCAUUUAAAACGCAGCUCGAAGCCCAUCCGACAGGUUGGGCUAUUGUCCAGGGUAUCGCUGCUCCGGCGAUCACGUCGAUUGUUUAUCUGGUUCUUCCCGUCAUCUUUCGGCGACUACAAGUUCGUGCGGGGGACGUCACGAAAACCGAACGUGAACGCCAUGUGCUUCGAAAUUUGUACAGCUUCUUCACCCUCAACAAUCUGAUUGUCUUUUCCAUCUUCUCUGCCGUCUGGCAGUAUGUGACCAUCGUGAUCCAAUACAACAAAGAAGGAAAUGAUACUUGGACUUCCCUGCAAGAAGGCCGUUUCUUCCUGGUGAUUACCACCGCGCUCUGUCAGAUCUCGCCCUUCUGGGUCACCUGGCUCCUUCAACGAAACCUCGGUGCCGCUGUCGAUCUCGCACAACUUUGGCAUCUGACCAAUGUUUGGUUUGCCAGGAAAUUCAUGGCACCCACACCUCGCCAAAAUAUUGAAUGGACAGCACCGCCGCCAUUCGAGUACGCCAGCUAUUACAAUUAUUUCCUCUUUUAUACGACGGUGGCUCUUUGCUUUUCCACCCUUCAGCCGAUCGUGCUGGUCGUGACCGCUCUUUAUUUCUCACUCGACGCUUUUCUCAAAAAAUACCUUCUGAUGUAUGUGUUUAUUACCAAAACGGAAUCCGGCGGUCAAUUCUGGGUCACCAUGUUCAACCGAAUUGUCUUUGCUGUCAUCCUUUCGAAUGUGGUGAUUGGUGUGGUUGUGAAGGCGCGAGGAGAAUGGACGCUGGUCGCUGCCAUCGCCCCAUUGUUGGUCAUUAUGAUUGCCUUCAAGUGGUAUUGCAUGAGGACGUUUGACCUGGACUUGAAAUACUAUGUUCGAGGUGGUAUGCCGGAUCAAGAACGUCUGGCCGCAGAUGGCAAGCCCAACAAAGCCGAAAAGAUUUCGGCCAAAUUUGGUCAUCCGGCAUUGUACAAGCCAUUGAUGACACCAAUGGUCCACGCCAAAGCCAAACAUGUACUGACAGAGAUCUAUCGAGGCCGAUUGAAUUCCGAAGGGGCCCCAUCCAUGGCCUUUUCCGACAUUGCCAUGCAACCGAUGACACAAACCGGCAAACCUGAUCAGGAUGCCCCGUUUGAAAUCGUUCCCGAAUCUCAACAAGACUUUCAGUUCUAUAAAAAUCGAACAGACUUUCGCGAAGAAGCUGGUGACAUCAUCUCCGAUUCUCGAAGCCAGACACCGAUUUCGUUCAUGGCCAAGGACCCACCGGGAAGAUCCCGAGAAGCAAGUCCAGCCCCGCGCGCAGUGCAACAAAUACACAGUAUCCCGCGCAAACUGCUCGACCAGACUCACGUGCCAAGUCAAUUCAGAAGAUCCGUGCCUCCAACUGCUGAUGGAGGUGAUCUAGGCAUGCGCCAACCGACUUAUGCGGAUCCCUAUGACGACCGAACAAAUUUACUCAAUGACGGGGGAGACGUCAGAACUCCCAACGAAGAAUUCAUAUCCCUUGAUCGAUGGCAGACAUCCAGUAGAGACGGAAGCAUUCCUCGCGGGUAUCGAGAUAAUAGCGCCACAAAUACCCCGGCCGAAGAGUUGAAUUCGGGAUAUGAUUAUUUCAGAGGCAGGAGAUGA